UCGUGACCAUCAUCAACAUCAUUAUCAUUACAAUCAUCAUUAUCAUCAUCAUCAUCAUCAGUCAUGAUCUCUCGUGGUCUCCUGCUGGUUCUGCUGGUUCUCACCUGCCUUCAGUCUUUUAAAACGGCCCAAAAUGGAAAUGGACCAGACUCAUGCUGUUUCAGUUACCAGAGAACUCCAAUCCCUAUCAGAGUCAUUACAGGGUAUAAAGUAACAGACCCUCAGUGUCCAAAACCUGCAGUCAUCUUUACCCUGAAGAAGGACAACCGUCAGGUGUGUGUAGAUCCUGAUCUCAAGUGGGUGCAGAAACACAUGAAAAUAAUUGACCAGAUCCUAAACAAAACUUCUACGAGUACUUCUUCAUCUCCAUCCAACUUCUCUCUCCAAUGAUUAAUUCAUAUUCAUACAGAAUUCACUUUUUCUGUAUUUGAGCAGGAAGAAUCUUUAUAUUUAUAUAUGUUAUAUAGUUUUCUAUUCAGGCACCAAUACAGUAAAAGACUUUGAUUAUAUUCAAUAAAAAC
This is a messenger RNA of Silurus meridionalis, 521 nucleotides long. RefSeq names its product C-C motif chemokine 18-like. Gene Ontology annotation, cellular component: extracellular region. Bases 64 to 390 code for a protein of 108 amino acids. Gene Ontology annotation, biological process: cellular response to type II interferon; G protein-coupled receptor signaling pathway; inflammatory response. Gene Ontology annotation, molecular function: chemokine activity; CCR chemokine receptor binding. NCBI's taxonomy places the organism in Eukaryota, Metazoa, Chordata, Actinopteri, Siluriformes, Siluridae. The transcript is spliced from 3 exons. The record is from RefSeq and is a predicted model, not a curated record.